Acanthosepion pharaonis is the source of this 876-nucleotide messenger RNA. The record is from the annotation of a GenBank genome assembly. NCBI's taxonomy places the organism in Eukaryota, Metazoa, Mollusca, Cephalopoda, Sepiida, Sepiidae.
AUGCACAUAUUUGAAAUUGCACUGCGUCAUGAAACGAGGCCAUUUUCUUUCAGUUCACCGUCCCUAACUUACCUUCAUCUAUCUAUCUCACCCCUCUUGUCACCAUUUUUCCAUUUGUCGUCUCUCUUUCCAACUCUCUCUCUCCUGUCUUUUCUCUCUCUCUCUCUCUCUCUCUCUCUCUCUCUUCUCCACUCCAUCUUUUUCCUUCUUCAGUUUUCUUCACAGUCUAUAAACUCCCCUCAGUCUCUAUUCUUUCCCCCAGCUUUCUUUCUUUCCUUCUCCCUUCCCGCUUUGCCUUUCCCUUCCUCCCUUUUUCUUCGUAUCACUUUCAUAGUCUCUCUCCCACUCUUUCUCACUUUCGUUCUUCCAUCUCUCUAUCUCUCUCUUCGCUUCUCUCCUUCUCUUCGCGACCUCUAUCCUCAUUUCUCUCUCUCUCUCUUUUCCUCGCUCUUUCUCUAUUCUCUCUUUACCCUUCUCCUCUUUUCAUUUUUCUUCGACUGUCUUUUAUUAUCUUUCUCCCUCUCUUUUUCACUUUCUUUCUUCCCUCUCUCUAUCUCCGUCUUCGCUUCUCUCCCCCUGUCCCUCUCUGUUUGCAUUCCUCUCUAUUCCCUCCUAUUUGUUCUCUUCACACUUUCUUUAUUCUCAAUCAUCUUCUUUCUCCAUCUCUUCCCUUCUUCUCUCCUACGACGUCUCCUUCUCUUUCUCUUCUUUAAUAUCUUUCUUACUCCUACCUCUCCUUCUUCUUCUCUGUCCCUCUUUCCUUGGCUGUCUCAAUUCUCUACCCUCUCUACCGUCACUUUCUCCAUCUCCUUCACCCCUCCAUCUCUUUCACCGUCUUUCUCCACAGUCUCUCUUUCAUCCACUCAAUCUUGUUAA